Paraglomus occultum is the source of this 222-nucleotide messenger RNA. Lineage: Eukaryota; Fungi; Glomeromycota; Glomeromycetes; Paraglomerales; Paraglomeraceae. The record is from the annotation of a GenBank genome assembly.
GUAAGUGAUACAAAAGCCAAUGAUAAUAAACCACAAUCUUUAAUUACUGCUUUAUUCGACGAUGAGCCAGAAAAUUUCUCCGAUGACGAUGAAUUUACCAAUGAUAACGAAGAAGAUGAGAGUUUCUGUGGUUUUUCUGAUGACGAUGAUGAAGGUUAUUAUUAUGAUUUAAAUACCGGCGAAACUUAUACGAAAUCGAACCGUUCAAUCUAUGCCUAUUAG